Owenia fusiformis is the source of this 674-nucleotide messenger RNA. The record is from the annotation of a GenBank genome assembly. NCBI's taxonomy places the organism in Eukaryota, Metazoa, Annelida, Polychaeta, Sabellida, Oweniidae.
GUCUACGGAUCGUGUAAGUGACAUACCGUUAUUAAUUAAAACACACUUAAGGUUUAUUUGGGAUAAGAAUUACAUCUUGAGCCUUUUAAUAAAUGGAAAAUAAGUCAAAAGACUGUCAGUUUUCUCUGUUAUAUGUUAUAUGUAGUGGUAUUCCAGCCUGACCAAAACCACUAAUGCCAUCUAUUUUUCAUAAAGCAAGUCUUCUCUUGGCUGACAUAUUUUAUUGUGUCAUUGUCUUAACUUGCCAUUGGCUGGCCUCUACCAUCAUGUGUCACUACCACAAGAACAUAUUGUAUUAUCAUGUGUCACUACCACAAGAAAGCAUUGUACUGUCAUGUGUCACUACCACAAGAAAGCAUUGUACUAUCAUGUGUCACUACCACAAGAACGUAUUGUACUGUCAUGUGUCACUACCACAAGAAAGCAUUGUACUAUCAUGUGUCACUACCACAAGAAAGCAUUGUACUAUCAUGUGUCACUACCACAAGAAAGCACUGUAAGCUGAAUACCAAAGAAAAACCUUUCAAUCCUAAUGUGUUCAACCUAAUUUUAGGUUUUAGCAUUACUGUACAGUGUACAUAUAUUAUUGCUAGAUUACCUUGAACAUUAAAAAAAAAUCUAUGUUGAGAAGCACUAUCAUGUACAGUUUUAAUUGAUCAUUGUGAUGAAAGAAA